CCCGCGUCCUACUUUAUUCAGAUACCAAGCCCGCCUAAUACAUAGGUACCUAAAUCAGUUGGGUAUACCGUAUCAACCAUCGCCAUUAUGCAACCCAUUCGCGUGUGGAUGGCCGGUCCUAAGGAGAUGGCCGGCCCCAAUCCGUGGAAGGUCGUCUUCGUCCUGGAGGAGCUGGGCCUUCCGUAUGAGCUCAAAGUGGUACAUGCCAGCACCAUCAAAUCUCCCCCUUUGACCGAUCUCAACCCCAAUGGCCGAGUUCCAGUUAUCGAGGAUCCUAACCGGGAUCUCGUCCUCUGGGAGUCCGGCGCUGUGCUUACCUACCUCGUCCAAGAAUACGACAAGAACCACACGUUGACAUACCCUGGGGGAAACGAGGUCCAUCAUGUGAAUCAAUGGCUUUACUUCCAAACCAGUGGUCAGGGUCCUUACUUUGGUCAGGCUGGAUGGUUUAGAUUGCACCACCCGGAGCGUGUCCAAUCUGCCAUCGACCGGUAUACGAAUGAGGUUUGGCGGGUUAUAGGCGUGUUGAACAAGGCUCUGGAGGGUAAGGAGUGGCUGGUCGGCGACAAGAUGACGUUUGCCGAUAUGGCUUUCGUGUCGUACAACAGCCUCGUGCAUCUCAUGUUGGAUUGUCCGGCGGAGGACGCUUUGAAGGAGUACCCCAAUGUUGAUGCUUGGCAUAAGCGCAUGGCGUCGAGGGAUUCGUGGAAGAAGGUCUUGGAGCUGAAGGGCACCCUAGAGGUCAACGUUUAAAGACGUGUUCUUGUCUCCUUGAGGAAAGCCCUAAAGUGCCAUUUCAGCUAAUGAUCGUCUUAAUGAUCCUUGCCAGUGAGAGCACAUGAGGCAUCUGAAGUCCGAGGAUGGUAGACCGUAGGCUGGCAUGAACAAUGGAGCUGAUGGUUGAGUGAGAGUCGAGACCAGGAAAGUAAAUGUGAAAGAAGCUGAUCUUGGGAGGAUAU
Molecule: messenger RNA, 959 nt
Organism: Sodiomyces alkalinus F11
Lineage: Eukaryota; Fungi; Ascomycota; Sordariomycetes; Glomerellales; Plectosphaerellaceae
Product: glutathione S-transferase domain-containing protein
Exons: 5
Coding region: 88-753 (221 amino acids)
Source: RefSeq, a predicted model, not a curated record